AUGACCCUCGGCUCAACCCCGGAGACCGCUGCUAUUGAGCGGGUACAGGCUAUGCUCAUGCUUGGGCUUUAUGAAUGGGGGCAGACAGGACCACAACCAGGGGCCCUUGGAGCCUGGAUGUCCAUCGGUGGUGCCAUCAGACUGGCUCAGUUCUUGAAGCUGAGCCUCGUGGAUGAGCCGACCGGGUCAGCAAACGCACGUGCCGGCCAAGAUCCUUCCCGGGAACCGCACUUGAUUCUCGAACGUGAAAUUAUGCGGCGCACUAUGUUUGGCUGCUUUAUGCUGGACCGCAUGCUUGCGUGUGGGAAAGGCAGGGUCACCAUGAUUCAACGUGAGGACCUCUGCAUUCAACUGCCCUGCUCCGAGGAUAAGUUUGACCUAGAGAUCGAGCUUAACACGGGAAUGCUGCCCUCGCGUAGUUGCGAGCAAGAAGAGCCCCGCCAAACCAAUGACGACAGUAUACUGAGCAGGUUUAUCCAUCUGGUCGACAUUUGUGGGGACAUCUCCCGGUAUAGUUCGGAUGGUGGCCGCCUGACAGAAAAACACCCACCCUGGGAUUCGCGGACGGCUUUCUACAAGCUCAAUCGACGGCUUCAGCAAUUUGAUGCAUCUCUGCCCGGUGCCUUCCGGUUUUCGGAAUCCAACUAUCAGUACCAGGUUCUGAUCUGCCGUAGACCCGAGUGCCGACACGCCAUCUCACCACAUGGAGCCCAGGUUACUGCACAUCGCUGGAACAAGCACAGCGUUCCGCUAGCCGACCGAUUAGGACUUACAGAGCGUAUACGCGACAACUACCCUCAAGGCUUCCGCAGGCCUACAGAUGCGGUUCUACCUCCCUGUGGUUCCAAGCCACAUCCGGAUCUCCAGAUCUAUGAUGGCUUCAGCUGCCGCAAGUGCGUCUUCUUCACGACUAGCUUCCACGAGCUUACAAGGCACCUCUCUCACAACCACCUCGACGGGGAAACCGCGACCCGGCCGCGAAUCGGCCUGCUCUACGACGACGUUUACCUACAGUCUUGGGCGGGCGGGCCUGAUCGACGAUAUUGGACCGUUACUGGUGCAGAUGGGAGUACAGUCCGGCCAGUGCCCGGCCGUGAACCCGAACGGCAUUCUCCCAAGGCGCCUAGAAGGCCUAUUGUCUCGGACUUCGACAUAGCAAGGAAAGACCCGCAUGAUAAACGGACUGCUAUCUCUCAGAGCAAGCCAUGGCUUGACCGGACGGGAUGGCCUCAGAUCUUCGAGGGCGCCAACUGUGCAGUACUAGUAGCCCUCACAGCUACACCUUCGAACCCGCCUACUAGGCUCCUGCACCUUGGAAAGGGGCUCCAUCCUGCGACCGCUCCAUACAUCAGCACACGAGGAGAUGAGGUGAAGAUAUCUGGGCUCAUUACUAUGGCCGACUGGAUACUCUCUCGCUGUGAGGAGACAGCCCGCGGAACGUCCUGCUCGGUUCUCUGCUGGUUCCGGAGCCUUCACCCGGAUAAGAUAUAUCCAAAGCCAUUCACUCUAGUAUCAGCAAAGUCUAGCCGACGCAGAUAUCUGCGGGUCUUCCAGCGUUUCAUAGCCUUCGUCUUCCGUGUUUAUCGCUUACCAGACUUUCAGCGUCACGACCUUCUCUCCGUCCGAUUUGACUCAGAACAGCAGCAGCUACUUCGAGCUAUCUGGUUCCACGAAGCCUGGAGUGGGGAACAGCUUCUUCGAUGGAUUCUAGCCGGGAAACCGGCUUGUCAGCCACGGUUAACCCCUACGAUGGAGCGGUCUGCAACAAAAACCAGCCAGCAUCCAGAAUAUAAAAGAGAACAGAAACAUAACACGUCAAACCUCUCCUCGGCUAAACCACAAUCGAGAAAACGGUCAUUUACUACCUAUCAGCAAGCCGCCAAGAUUGAUUUCGAACGGGCGAGUACGAGGAGUAGUCAAGAUAUUGACGAGGACGAAGAUGAGAGCGACUAUUUUGACGAGGACUUGAGCGACUCGGAUUUCAGCGACGGACAGAGCGAAACAGGGGAUAGUGUCCAAAACACUAGUAUCCCUAAGCAUCAGGCCAGCUUCUUCGAACCACCACUAGGCCGACUUCUCGAAUUACUCUUCAAGCUAGCGAUCACUUUCUGCACCGAGGACUUCAUCGACGGCCAUCCCAACUCAACACAUCUCGUCUACUUCAGUAGUAUUCUCGGCAUUAAAUCCGAUAGCCAAGGGUUUCGAACGGCAAGGCUGUAUACUCCGACCCUCUCAGCCUUAAUCUAUGUGCAGCGGCUUCUCUUCCUGGAGUAUGCCCUCCCUCUCGAAUCAUACGAUCACAUCGGAAUUCCUCAGCGUCCGCGAUACCGGCAAUUUGAGCGGCUUGAUUCCGUACGACAUAGGUUUAUGCUAAAUGGGUUCAGUUUCGUCAGCCAUCCCUAUAAUAAGCUGACCCAUGCCUACGUUCAGCUGUUCAAGCAGGCUUGUGUUCCUGCUUCUGGGCUGUUCGACGAGACGAGCGGCAUAUGGAAAGCAAGCGCAGUCUUACGAUACCAAAGGAAGGCAGAGAGGCUGUUGGAAUCCCUUGCAGGCUGCAUCCACACGAUAGGCGGCCAGACUGGGCGAUCACCAGAGCUUUUUAGUCUCACAUACCAGAACAGCGCACUUGGUGAACGCGGUUUAUACAUCUACAACGGCUCGCUGUACCGACAACUUGUUAUUGGAAUAACGGAGAAGCACGUCGCGGAAAUCGCCACGCCAUUUAACCGGUACGAUGACAUAAGUCCAGACGCGAGCAUCAAUGCCGUCUUUGCCUGGCAGAGCAGCCAUCGCCCUAUGCAGCGCGCGAAUACAUACGGACUCGAUGGGGCUUUCCCCACGCAACUCCAGCCAGCCCUAUUACGUAUCUAUGAGUGGGCGUCGUUUCGCUGGCAUGAGUUCUUACGUCAGCCAAGUCGACGAAUGCCUCCUGCCGCUCGUUCAUCGUACACGACGCUCCACCCGCUCAUGGACGAACAGCGGGAUAGUCCUCAGCCAGAGAGUUUAGCACUUCCCACACGGAUACGGCAGUUUCCUUAG
This is a messenger RNA of Microdochium trichocladiopsis, 3039 nucleotides long. RefSeq lists its product as uncharacterized. The record is from RefSeq and is a predicted model, not a curated record. The transcript is spliced from 4 exons. Lineage: Eukaryota; Fungi; Ascomycota; Sordariomycetes; Xylariales; Microdochiaceae. Gene Ontology annotation, cellular component: nucleus. Gene Ontology annotation, biological process: DNA-templated transcription. Gene Ontology annotation, molecular function: DNA binding; zinc ion binding. Bases 1 to 3039 code for a protein of 1012 amino acids.